Molecule: messenger RNA, 3180 nt
Organism: Epinephelus moara (kelp grouper)
Lineage: Eukaryota; Metazoa; Chordata; Actinopteri; Perciformes; Serranidae
Product: tenascin-like
Exons: 14
Coding region: 340-3180 (946 amino acids)
Molecular function (GO): protein binding
Source: RefSeq, a predicted model, not a curated record
AACCAUGAUUUGGUAAGCAGCUGGAGAUGGUCCCUGAUUGACAGCAGCUUCUACGGUGAAGGAGAGACAGAAUUUAGAAACUGGGAUGAGGAGCAGCCGAACAAUAUUAGAGCACGACAGCAGUGUGUGGAGGUUUAUGGGUACUCUGGCACUUGGGGAGUAACUGAGUGCAUCCAGCUACGACACUUUGUGUGCUACAACGGUACAGUAAAUGGCACAUCAUCCUUUGUUAAGGUCAACACAUAUUCCAAUUGGACCGAAGCUCAGAGGUUCUGCAGGGAGCAUUAUGUCGAUCUAGCCAGUAUACAAAAUCAGGCAGAAAAUGACAUCAUCAAAAACAUGUCAGCUGGCAGCUUUUUGUGGAUCGGUCUGCACCGGGAAAAGCUGUGGUCUGAUGGGAGCUCCUCUCUGUUUCGACACUGGGCCAACGGACAGCCAGACUUUAGCGCAGGAGAAUGUGUAACUACAGCAUUCAACGACUCAGGGCGGUGGUCAGAUGAUAACUGUUUCCUCAGUUUCCCAUUCGUCUGUUACGAAACAACUCCUCUAAAUGCAGAAAGCUUCAGAUCAACAGGACAAGAUGAGACCAGUAUCACUCUGCAGUGGAAUAAAGUCAACAACAAUGUCAGCUUUAUUCUCCAGUUUAAUGGUACACAGAUAAACAUCAGUGCACCAGAUGGAGAUGGACCAGUAACUCACACAGUCUCAUCUCUCACUGCUGGAACUAAAUACACAUUCACUCUCUUCUCUGUGUUUGAGAACGUCAGAAGCAGUGGACUAAACAUUACUGCAGUCACUGCUCCUCUAAAUGCAGAAAGCUUCAGAUCAACAGGACAAGAUGAGACCAGUAUCACUCUGCAGUGGAAUAAAGUCAACAACAAUGUCAGCUUUAUUCUCCAGUUUAAUGGUACACAGAUAAACAUCACUGCACCAGAUGGAGGUGGACCAGUAACUCACACAGUCUCAUCUCUCACUGCUGGAACUAAAUACACAUUCACUCUCUUCUCUGUGUUUGAGAACGUCAGAAGCAGUGGACUUAACAUUACUGCAGUCACUGCUCCUGCAAAUCUAGGAAGCUUCAGAUCAAUAGGACAAGAUGAGACCAGCAUCACUCUGCAGUGGAAUAAAGUCAACAACAAUGUCAGCUUUAUUCUCCAGUUUAAUGGUACACAGAUAAACAUCAGUGCACCAGAUGGAGGUGGACCAGUAACUCACACAGUCUCAUCUCUCACUGCUGGAACUAAAUACACAUUCACUCUCUUCUCUGUGUUUGAGAACGUCAGAAGCAGUGGACUAAACAUUACUGCAGUCACUGCCCCUACAAAUGCAGAAAGCUUCAGAUCAACAGGACAAGAUGAGACCAGUAUCACUCUGCAGUGGAAUAAAGUCAACAACAAUGUCAGCUUUAUUCUCCAGUUUAAUGGUACACAGAUAAACAUCAGUGCACCAGAUGGAGGUGGACCAGUAACUCACACAGUCUCAUCUCUCACUGCUGGAACUAAAUACACAUUCACUCUCUUCUCUGUGUUUGAGAACAUCAGAAGCAGUGGACUAAACAUUACUGCAGUCACUGCUCCUCUAAAUGCAGAAAGCUUCAGAUCAACAGGACAAGAUGAGACCAGUAUCACUCUGCAGUGGAAUAAAGUCAACAACAAUGUCAGCUUUAUUCUCCAGUUUAAUGGUACACAGAUAAACAUCAGUGCACCAGAUGGAGAUGGACCAGUAACUCACACAGUCUCAUCUCUCACUGCUGGAACUAAAUACACAUUCACUCUCUUCUCUGUGUUUGAGAACGUCAGAAGCAGUGGACUAAACAUUACUGCAGUCACUGCUCCUCUAAAUGCAGAAAGCUUCAGAUCAACAGGACAAGAUGAGACCAGUAUCACUCUGCAGUGGAAUAAAGUCAGCAACAAUGUCAGCUUUAUUCUCCAGUUUAAUGAUACACAGAUAAACAUCAAUGCACCAGAUGGAGAUGGACCAGUAACUCACACAGUCUCAUCUCUCACUGCUGGAACUAAAUACACAUUCACUCUCUUCUCUGUGUUUGACAAUGUCAGAAGCAGUGGCGUAAACAUUACUGCAGUCACUGCUCCUCUAAAUGCAGAAAGCUUCAGAUUAACAGGACAAGAUGAGACCAGUAUCACUCUGCAGUGGAAUAAAGUCAGCAACAAUGUCAGCUUUAUUCUCCAGUUUAAUGGUACACAGAUAAACAUCAGUGCACCAGAUGGAGGUGGACCAGUAACUCACACAGUCUCAUCUCUCACUGCUGGAACUAAAUACACAUUCACUCUCUUCUCUGUGUUUGAGAACAUCAGAAGCAGUGGACUAAACAUUACUGCAGUCACUGCCCCUUCAAAUCCAGAGAGCUUCAGAUCAACAGGACAAGAUGAGACCAGUAUCACUCUGCAGUGGAAUAAAGUCAACAACAAUGUCAGCUUUAUUCUCCAGUUUAAUGGUACACAGAUAAACAUCCCUGCACCAGAUGGAGAUGGACCAGUAACUCACACAGUCUCAUCUCUCACUGCUGGAACUAAAUACACAUUCACUCUCUUCUCUGUGUUUGAGAACAUCAGAAGCAGUGGACUAAACAUCACUGUAGUCACUGUUCCACCCAAUACAGAAAGCUUCAGAUCAACAGGACAAGAUGAGACCAGUAUCACUCUGCAGUGGAAUAAAGUCAACAACAAUGUCAGCUUUAUUCUCCAGUUUAAUGGUACACAGAUAAACAUCCCUGCACCAGAUGGAGGUGGACCAGUAACUCACACAGUCUCAUCUCUCACUGCUGGAACUGAAUACACAUUCACUCUCUUCUCUGUGUUUGAGAACAUCAGAAGCAGUGGACUAAACAUUACUGCAGUCACUGCUCCUCUAAAUGCAGGAAACUUCAGAUCAACAGGACAAGAUGAGACCAGUAUCACUCUGCAGUGGAAUAAAGUCAACAACAAUGUCAGCUUUAUUCUCCAGUUUAAUGGUACACAGAUAAACAUCAGUGCACCAGAUGGAGAUGGACCAGUAACUCACACAGUCUCAUCUCUCACUGCUGGAACUAAAUACACAUUCACUCUCUUCUCUGUGUUUGAGAACAUCAGAAGCAGUGGACUUAACAUUACUGCAGUCACUGCUCUUGAAACAGUACGGACUGCUCCCACAGGUGUUGUCCCUGAGGGUUCGAUCUGUUAA